Molecule: messenger RNA, 1164 nt
Organism: Ichthyophthirius multifiliis
Lineage: Eukaryota; Ciliophora; Oligohymenophorea; Hymenostomatida
Exons: 3
Source: RefSeq, a predicted model, not a curated record
AUGAUAAGCUUGUCUGAAAUUAAAGAACUAGCCUCAAGAUGUGAUAUUUAUUUAGAAACAUUUAUUGAGGAACAAAGCAAUAAGAACUUUAAUUAAUAGGUAAAAGCUAAAUAAGAAAUAUUAAUUUAAAUUAUAAAUAAUGAAGAAUAAACAUAAAAUUUUAAUAAAAAUAUAUAAAAUGAAUCUAUUAAUUAAAAUAAAUUGGAUUAAAAUAUUACUAAUAUAGAUAUAAAAUUAAACACAAAAAAAUUAUGUAGUUAAAGAGAUAAUACUAAUAAGAAAAAUAUAAUUCUUUAAUUUUCUAUUAUAUCAAUCUUAUCUAUUUCUUACUUUAUUAUUUCUUUAAUUUUAUAAAUAAAUUUUUUACAAAAUAAAUAAAACAUAUUAAAUAACUUGAAAUUAAACUGUUAAAGAAAUAGUAUUUUAAAAUAUAAUUUUUUGUAUACUUAUGAAGAAAUUAUUAAUGAUAAAUAAGAAUUUGUAAAUAUUAUAUAAUAAUUUACUGCUUUAAUUUAUACGAAUGAAAAAUAAAUAUUCGAUAGUUAUAUGAAAUCAUAUCCUACAAAAUUUGAUUAAUUCAAUGAAAUGUUUAAAAAUGGAAACUUUGAUAAUGUUUGUAUUUUAUUUAAAGAAGUUGAAAACUUAACUUUAUAAUAAUGUGAAUAAUUAAAUGAUAAAAUAUUAUAAAGUGGGUUAAAAUUAGCAAUAGUAUCAUAUACCGAAGGUAUUUAAAUAAAUAUUUUUUUUUUUAAAAAAAAAAUAAAAAUUAAAAAAGAUAUAAGAUAGUUUUAUAAUAAUUUUUCGAUAUAAAGAAAAUAAAAAUCUAAACUAGAAAUUUUUGAAGAAAAAAAUACAUGGAUUAAUUUAGAGAAACUACAAAGAUUUCUAAUAAAUUUUAUAGAAUAAUUAAAUAUUAAAUUAUUGGAAAGUAUUUAAUCUUAUUUAGAUGAUGAAAGUUAUAUUGAAGAAAUCAAAUUUAGUAUUUUCAUUUUUUUUUUAGCUAUUAUUUUACUUUUAUUUUGGUUACCUUACUGUAUUAACUUAACAAAAAAAAUAUGGAGUACUAAAACAAUGCUAAAUAUGAUUCCUAUUGAAAUUAUUUUUAAGGAUAAAAAUAUUAAAUAAUAUUUUAUUAAUGGUGGAAUUCUUUAAGCAGUAAAAUGA